Messenger RNA from Emericellopsis atlantica, 2428 nucleotides. Its product is annotated as PPPDE putative peptidase domain-containing protein. Gene Ontology annotation, biological process: protein modification by small protein removal. Gene Ontology annotation, molecular function: peptidase activity. The transcript is spliced from 2 exons. The coding region runs from base 409 to 2133 and encodes 574 amino acids. The record is from RefSeq and is a predicted model, not a curated record. Lineage: Eukaryota; Fungi; Ascomycota; Sordariomycetes; Hypocreales; Bionectriaceae.
AGCGGCUUUGUCGAUAACUUACGGUAUACCGUAUCGGUCGCAAAAUUCGUUAAGAGCAUACCUCACUGUUAAGGCCUCAAUUGCCUGUCCACACUUAUUGGAACCUCAAACAUUGCCAUUCAUCGGUUUUAUUAACCUUACAUUAUGCAUGUGAAACUGCGGUGGCGGCAGCAGUCAAUCAUUCAAAGAUAUGGCCCUCUGAGAGCGGACAGUGUCGGCGCGGGACCACGGUGCUAGUACCUUGCCUUACCUAGCCAGUGGCAACGUCAACGGCCUGUUGCCUUAGUACUUGUACCUUGUUUUCCCAGCUGGAAGGAGUGGGCGUCGAUAACCAAGAGAACAAUCAUUCUCUUUCAGUCCCAUUCAAUCGACCGUACUCAGUGCACGAAAUAGUGCAGCACUCUCGUUAUGGAUGUCCAUCUAUUGGUAUACGAUCUCUCAGGUGGAUUGGCGCGACAGAUGUCGUUAGGCAUCCUUGGUUUCCAGCUUGACGCUAUAUAUCACACCUCGAUCGAGUUGGGAGGCCGCGAGUAUGUCUACGACGGUGGCAUACUGGCUAUAGCCCCAGGCUCGUCACAUCUUGGUCAACCAUUGGAGCGGUUGCUACUAGGCAAGACCAGUCUGACUUUCGAUAUCAUCGAUGAGUACCUUGACUCUGUACGGUCCAUAUUCACAGUUGAGGCCUACGAUCUUUUCCGUCACAAUUGCAACAACUUUACAGACUCCUUUGCUAAUUUCCUGCUGGGCAAAGGCAUUCCGAGUCAUAUAAGCAGCAUGCCGCAAGCUGUUCUCGAGUCGCCCAUGGGACGUAUGCUUCUCGCGGCACUGACCCAAGGCGUCAACAAUGGAAGGCAAAAUGGCUCCAUUAUGGGGAUUCAGCAACAACCUCAUCCUAAGCCCCAAAAUACUACGUCCACGGUCAUCAGCGUGGCAGAUUCAUCGGAGCUCACACACAUGUUGGAGAAUGCCAGUGCUUCAUGCGCAGUGAUUUUCUUCACAUCAAGAGCCUGUGCUCCUUGUGAAACACUUGACCCAACAUACACCCAGCUGGCCCGGGACUUUGGGAGUCAGAGUGUAUUUCUCAAGGUCGACAUUGAAAGAAUGCCUGACGUUGCCAGCCAGUUCUCCGUCAAAGCUACGCCAGCCUUCGUCACCUUUCUCAGGGGCCAAAGGCAUGGUGAUUGGACUGGCGGCAGUCCCGCGAAUUUACAACAGAAGAUUGAGCUCCUGUGUCAAAUGGCAGCAACUGAGCAUCCUCACCUACGGCUCAAGAUUCCAAGUUUCUCCUCACUAGUCAGUGCCCCGAUCACGUACGCCAAAAUUCCGCCGCUGUCGAAAUCUCUCACUAGGCUAGGGGAUGGGAUUGCUGCGCGUCAGGUGGUGAGAGACUUGAUAAAGUACCUCGAAGUGCGAGAAAGCAAGGAAAUUCAGGACGCCGUGCUACCGAGUCUACAUGAUCUCUCGAUCUUUGUGCGAGGAGCGCUGGAAGAGGUGCCGGUUGAUGCUCGGUUUGUCGUGGUUGAUCUCCUACGAUGUGCGGUCACCGAUCCUAGGAUCAGUGGAUACUUCGCUGAAGAGAAAUCCUACAAGUGCAUUAUGCGAAUCCUGGCUUUGGUCGAUGACGGGCCAGGGUACCCGUACGCUCUGCGGUUGGUUACCUUGCAGAUGGCGUGCAACAUGUUCACCUCGCCACUCUUCGCACGCGAGCUACUUGCGGGGGGUAACCUCUUGCGAGCCACGAUCAAGCUCAUCUUGACCAGUUUUCUCGAUGAAAGCCAUAAUAGCUCAAGGGUUGCGGCCGCCUCCUUAUUAUUCAAUGUCGUUGUGGAGGACAGGCGGUCAAAAAGGGAAUCACCAACUUCAGGCCUCUCUGAUUCAGAUCAAGUGGAGUUAGCUGCUGCUCUCUUGGAAGCUAUAGGACAGGAGCAAGGUUCUGCUGAUGCGUUGAGGGGCAUGCUCCUUGCUCUGGGGCAUCUUUUCGUUGAAGCCGACCUAGACGGUGAACUAGCGGAUCUCUUGCGAGUGCUGGAUGCUCAGCACACAGUCCUCCAAAAGAAGGCCGUUUUCCCGAGAGAGCCUUUGGUAGACGAUGUUGGCGGAGAGCUGCUGGGGAGGGGCUUGUCGAAGCCUUGACAUGGUGGCCCCGAUAUGAUUUUCUUGUAGACUUCGACAGCACAUAAAACAGCCAGCAUCCUUCAUUUUUUUCGGUCUUGUGUGAUGUCCGAGAUCAUCAAGGACACGAACUUGAAGGUGCCAAUGAUAAUACACUUUGGGCCUAAUGGCUUGGCUCAUGAGUACAUCUAUGCCAAUAAGGCAGCGGUUAUAUUUGCUAUGUCUGUGUCUUCGAGUUCAGUAGUGCAUUAUGCAGGGUAGGUGGUGCGCUGAAGCCACGCAGCUAAUUAGCAGCCAGGCUACGCCACCCUGUUGU